Molecule: messenger RNA, 921 nt
Organism: Hippopotamus amphibius kiboko
Lineage: Eukaryota; Metazoa; Chordata; Mammalia; Artiodactyla; Hippopotamidae
Gene: CRIP3
Product: cysteine rich protein 3
Source: RefSeq, a predicted model, not a curated record
AUGGAAGAAAAUCUAGCAGGCUCACUUUUGGAAGACGACAAAUCGAACCUGGCUCCUGAUUCUGUGACCUUGAGCUUCAUAGAGGAACUGAAAGACUCCUCUAUAAACAGGUGGAGUGGUUCUAAAUUUCUUGCCUCUAGUGGGAACCGAGGAGCAGCGGAUUCAGCCCAAAGCGGCUCAAGGCCGAGCCGUGGGCGGGGCCAGCGGAGGGGGCGGGAACUGAGCCCCUGCGGACGCCUGCAGUGUGCGGCGCCGGCUGCUCAGAGCGGAGCCAUGAGCUGGACCUGCCCGCGUUGCCAGCAACCCGUUUUCUUUGCAGAGAAGGUGAGCUCCCUGGGCAAGAACUGGCACCCAUUCUGCCUGAAAUGUGAGCGCUGCCACAGUGUCCUGUCCCCAGGAGGGCACGCAGAGCAUAACGGAAGGCCAUAUUGCCACAAGCCAUGCUAUGGAGCUCUCUUUGGACCCAGGGGGGUGAACAUUGGUGGUGUGGGCUCCUACCUCUACAAAUCCCCCACUCCUGCCAGCACCACUCCCCUUAGCCCCAGCAGCUUCAGCCCCCCCAGGCCCAGGACUGGCCUCCCCCAGGGCAAGAAAAGCCCUCCCCACAUGAAGAUGUUCACUGGGGAGACCUCACUGUGCCCAGGCUGUGAGGAACCUGUCUAUUUUGCUGAGAAGGUGAUGUCUUUGGGCAGAAAUUGGCACCGACCCUGUCUGAGGUGCCAGCGGUGCCGGAAGACCCUGACUGCUGGGAGUCAUGCUGAGCAUGACGGCGCCCCCUACUGCCACAUCCCCUGCUAUGGCUACCUGUUUGGCCCCAAAGGUGUGAACAUUGGUGAUGUGGGCUGCUACAUCUAUGACCCCGUGGAGAUAAAAUCCAAGUGAGAUGCUCACAGCAGAGGUCACCCUAACCCAGGCCUCCCA